Equus caballus (horse) is the source of this 4621-nucleotide messenger RNA. It is a transcript of the gene LYPD6, whose product is annotated as LY6/PLAUR domain containing 6. The record is from RefSeq and is a predicted model, not a curated record. Lineage: Eukaryota; Metazoa; Chordata; Mammalia; Perissodactyla; Equidae. Gene Ontology annotation, biological process: positive regulation of canonical Wnt signaling pathway. Gene Ontology annotation, molecular function: acetylcholine receptor inhibitor activity.
GGCGCUCCCUCGCUCCCUCCCCGCACUCCCCGGCUCCGGCGCGCGCUGGCGGGGCUCCGCAUUGCACACUCUGGGGGCGCCGCAGUGUUCGUGGGAUGGGGCAGCGGGCUGCCGCUGGCGGCCGGAAUCCGCGUGCAGCCCGGAAUCCAGAUGAGAAUCCAGUCUUGUUUUUAUUCUGUGUAAAAGUUUCUCAUGGAUUUUCAAAAGCUCCAGGAUUUUGGCAGAACUCCCUGAGGUUCGAGUUCUCUCUCGUCGUCCUGAGUCCCCGCUUCUGGGCGCCCUGUAUGAGUGACAUGGAAUCUGGCCCUGCCCUGGCCUGGCUCCUGCUUCUGAGCCUGCUGGCUGAUUGUCUGAAAGCCACUCAAUCCCGAGACUUCACAGUGAAAGACAUUAUCUACCUCCAUCCUUCAACCACACCAUAUCCUGGUGGAUUUAAGUGUUUCACCUGUGAAAAGGCGGCAGACAAUUAUGAGUGCAACCGAUGGGCUCCAGACAUCUAUUGUCCUCGAGAGACCAGAUACUGCUACACUCAGCACACAAUGGAAGUCACAGGAAACAGCAUCUCUGUCACCAAACGCUGCGUUCCACUGGAAGAUUGCUUGUCCACUGGCUGCAGAGACUCUGAGCGUGAAGGCCACAAGGUCUGCACUUCCUGUUGUGAAGGAAAUAUCUGUAACUUGCCGCUUCCCCGAAAUGAAACUGACGCCACAUUUGCCACAACAUCACCCAUAAAUCAGACAAACGGACACCCACACUGCAUGUCAGUGAUAGUGUCCUGCUUGUGGGUGUGGUUGGGACUCACAUUAUAGCAGCUCAAAGGCGUCAUGUAUAGUAGCGAUCCCUGGGGAUCUCAAUGGUCCAUAGUCAUGCAUGAGUCGUUGGCCUGACAAUAGUUACACACGUGAAACCACAAUACUCACAGAUGUCUUCAUGGCCAAGCAUUUCCACUUGUCAUGAGGAACAAGCAUUGCUUCAGUGUAGUCAUUUCAAGUUCAAGACCUCAUCAAAGCCAGCCUGCCCCCAAACAAACCCUGCGUUCUAUACCACAAACCUUUGUAUUCACACUGGGAAAUAGUUCUGCAUUUAUUGAGCUCUGGGGCUCUUAAUCUGGAAUGUGUGUGUGAGCUACAGGAGGUCCUGGGACCCUCUGAGAUGUUAGGCAAUAUGUUAUAUGGACAUGCGUAGAUGUGUGUUUUUCAGGAGAAAGGUAAAGGACCACUGGUUUAAAUAUAAUUAUGAAUUCAUUUAUAGCUUUAGAAUUUUAAGACUUUAAUUCAAAAAUGAAUGGACUAUUUCCGGUGAGAUUCUGAAUGAGUCUUGAAAAAGUAGUAAGCAAUUGUCCAAUUUAAUUUUCCCAACAUUUUUCUUGCAGUAGUGGGAAUCAUAUUCCCUCUGCUCUGUGUGGGAGAUAAAAAGGCAAUACAUACAAGUUUGUUGUAUGGGGAGAGCGGUGGAUGAAGAAGGGUUUUUCCCAACUUAACGGAACUAGCAUCCAUAAACUAGCUAUAUCUCUUCAUAUAACUGGUGAGAUUGGCCUUGAUUUGGCACCUAAUUGUGCUUCGUGAGAUCUUGGAUUUUACCUGCACCAAUGGGUAUCCAAAGAGUCCCAAAGCGGGCUGGGGUUGUUCUCUUCAGUCAUGGGGUUCUGUUCAGACAUAACUAAUCUUGAGAGAGAUUGGAUUUCAGAAUGAGAGGAAAGAGAUGUGUGCAGGUUGAUCCUAGUUCAUGGUGAGGGCCCAGUAAGUAGCUUAGCUAGAUCAUCUUCCAUCUGCACUUCAUACUGCCAAAGAGCCCUCCAUUCCUCCUCUUUCAAAUCCCCAGUGACUUUAGGGGGAAGAUUCAGCAUUAAGCUGAUAGGGAAAGAAGACAUAAUAUCCUAGGAUGAGCAGUAAGUGGACCAGUGGAGUGAUCGUGAGACUAGUAAGGAGACCCAAUGGGAAGUUUUUAUUCUUUUAAAUGAUUGCUUUUCAAGUAGAUAGUAAAAUUUUCACCAUCCUUCCUAUAUUUUGGGCACCCCAAGUUAUGUUUUUUUCUUCUUCCUUGUAAAUCAUUUAUACAAUAUUUAUUUUUGUAUGGCAUAAACUAAAAUAUAUUGUAAAAAAUUCUUUAUUCUGACAAAACGAUCAAAUUAGAAUACUUAUUUUUCAACAGUGGUAGAGAUUGUAAUAUAUGGUUGUUGAAAGUUAUCUAUAAUACUUGCACCAGUGUUGAAAAAAGUUAACUUAUGUUGUGAGCAAGAGUAAGGUGUUGGCCUCAAGGUUUUUGCCCAUGGUUUCCCCGUGGUGUUGUCUCAGAAGAUUUCAGGUGGUGACCGUCACUACUAUGAGUUUCUCUGUAGGGUUAUGGGGCAUAUUUGCAUGAAAUUUGGUAGAGCCAUUGCUCAUAAAGUGGAGAGUGUUGUCAGGGUCCAUCUACCCUACCCAGGAAAAUGUCUCUGGCUCAUAAAAUGAGACCCCCUCAGGGACCAAAUAUGAACUGACAGUGGUAACUCUGCUGCGGAAUAAUCUAAAUUGCAUCAAAUGGCCUUAAAUCAGUUUUGUAGGCUUGUCAAUAUGUUGCUUAUAAUUGGAGUGGGGGAAGGAGGGAGAGAGAAAGCAAGACAUUUAUUAAGCACCUCUUAUGUGCCAGGCACUAUGCUAAGCACUUUACAUAAGUUUGGUCAUAUAAUCCCUGCAAGCCCCCUGAAAGGAGUAUUACUAGUAUUUACACUUUACAGAUGAAGGUACUGAGGCUCAAAGGAGCUCAAUAACAUGAAGCCUUUUCCUUCCGAUUUCGGUUAUAUUGGGUGAGGUGGGAUUAAAGAGGAAGGGAAGGUGGAAUUACCACCCCUAGGAAAACUGCCAAGCCUGACCAAGAAAUUUGUCCAUCUUAUCACGUGGAGUUUGUCUGGUCCUGCCUCUGCAGGAUGCCAUUUGCAUGUGUCCCCAGAUGGUGUUUUUCUUUGGGGGGUGGAGGUAUGGCUUCCUCAUUCAUUCCUCUUGCUAAAAGAGGAGACAGGUUAAUCCUACAUCUAAAGAUGCUAUAAAGACAAUGAAAAUUUGAUGUUGUACAUAUCUACAAGUACCAUUUUUUGCAUGGUCACUCUCCACUGACACCUUCCAAGUACUGCAUGCGAUUUGAGUAAGAGAAAAAGUCCAAAUGUUGGUUCUUAACGAAAAAGCGACUACUCCAAAGCCUCCCUGGCUGGUGUGCAGGGACCAGGUCUACAAUGGUGCGAACUCAUCUGCCACCCAGGGAGUCACUGCACAUUCCACACGGAUGUGGCUAUGUGCACCCCGUGUGCCUGUCAGAAUGACUAGUAUUUCAUUCUCUUGAAAGAAAAUGGUUUGUUCGCCAUCCACAGCCUCACGGAGCCAAGGAAGGGCCAUUCAGGUGGAAGGCCCAGGACUGGUCAUCCAUCUGACUUUUCCACCACAUUAAACUUUACAUUACAUCCCACCACUAGUGACGCGGCCUGAAGUGCAAAGAGCCGCGAUAUGUAUAUUAACCUAUGUGCCACUUAUUUAUUUUUAGACUCCUCACGGUGUUCAUGUCAAUAUGGGAUUAAUGCCUAAAUUGUGUAAAUAUUGUACAUUUUGUAAAUCAAUGAAUAAAAGUUUUAAGUGUAUCUCACCAGGCUCCUCCCUGCAAAUGCACAUGUCAAUCAAUGAUUAAGGCACCCAGUUAGCUUCAGGGCUCUUAGUGUCCCAGGGAACUUCCUUCCAGGAGUUCACUUUCUAGUGGUACAGACAAGAAAUACGUGCAUGAAAAGAUAUAAGACAGUUCACCCAUGCCAAAUGAUUCAUAGAGACAGUAAGUCCUGCAGAAAAUCAAGGAAGGAAAGAUUACCAGACUUUUCAACCAGGUAUGCGGUUUCCCUAGAACAUUUUCUUUGUUAAAUCAGGAAACAAAAAGAUGAUGUGAGUGUGUGUAUCUGUAUAUCCAAAUACUACCACAUCAGUUCUUUAUUUUUAUAUUUUAUUCUCUUCUUGGGGUGAAUUAUGUUAGUGAUGAUACAAUAGGAAGCAUUUUCCCUUGGUGGUUUCUUCUGCAAUAGGCAACAAAUAUUUGAGUAGUAUAAAUGUCAUUUUCAUCUACGCAAUGAAUUUAUUGUAUUCUUCUUAGUAAAAUGAUAGACAUUGAAAGUGACCUUGAAAAUCCUCCAGCUUGUUUGUCAUUCAUAGUUAUUUAAUGCCCUAUAUUUUGAAAUUCUCAGGGAAAUACAUGUUUUCUCCAAAGUUAGAGGUUUUCUUUAGGAUCUGGAUCAGUGACAUGGUUGGUCCUCAUUAAAGUGUUGUACAUAGAUGAAGAUAGCUCUUAUCACUAACUUCUAUGAAUAGCUCUGUGAGUUUCACACUUAAUGUAAACGGCACUGUGAGUAGACUGUGCUUUUAGAAAACCUGAUUUUGAAAACACAGACUUACACAGUGACCCAAUUUUGGGGGUUAUAAAGGAUCCUUCACUUUAUAAAGGCAUUUUAUAUCUCUUUUCUAACACAUUUAUAAGCUUUUAUUUAUAAACAACAUUUAGAGCAUACCAGGUAUGUAAAGCCAGAUGUGGUACCUUGCCUACAUUAUGGUAACUUUUAUGUGACUACUUAAAGCACUUUCACAAAUCUUUUUAAUAAAUUACUUUUAAUUUA